Diaporthe batatas is the source of this 4106-nucleotide messenger RNA. RefSeq lists its product as uncharacterized. Bases 225 to 4106 code for a protein of 1293 amino acids. NCBI's taxonomy places the organism in Eukaryota, Fungi, Ascomycota, Sordariomycetes, Diaporthales, Diaporthaceae. The record is from RefSeq and is a predicted model, not a curated record. Gene Ontology annotation, molecular function: ATPase-coupled intramembrane lipid carrier activity; ATP binding; magnesium ion binding. Gene Ontology annotation, cellular component: plasma membrane. The transcript is spliced from 3 exons. Gene Ontology annotation, biological process: intracellular protein transport; post-Golgi vesicle-mediated transport; endocytic recycling.
UCGAUUGUCCCGAGCUCCAUCCACCUUUGCCAAUCCUAUCAUGACGCUUCUCUCUAAACUUUGUGUCCCUUACGCAACGUUCGACCCGGAUUGAUGUUUUGCGUGAGCCAUUGUUUCCUUGCUGGGUUUUGACCCACCGCCUGGUGUUGGAGGACGUGUCUUUGUGUGCCCACCAUUCAAGCGGGACAGGGAGAAGCUAGCGAGCUGCGUUAGGCUUUGGAAAAAUGGCCGACCAAAGGAAAUCCGACCGCGAUGGCUCAAGCGAGUGGCUCGAAAUGUCCGCGCUCGAGGGCUCUGCAACUCGCCCCAGCGCGCGACAGACACUUCUGGAUGAGGGUGGUGGACAGGCAGCCAGAGCCGGAAAGACCUCAUCUAUGGCUGGAAGGGUGUUAGAGUUCCUCCGCCUGAGACGAACCGCACAAGCUGCUCCCGAUGGCCGCAUAAUACCUUUGCGUGUCGGCGAUGAGCCUCUGACCGAUGAGCAGACGGGACGCCCCUAUAUUUCCAACCGGAUCAGGACCUCGCGAUAUACCAUCUGGAACUUUGUCCCAAGGCAACUCAUCUAUCAAUUUUCCAGACUGGCCAAUAUGUAUUUCCUGAUCAUUGCCAUCCUUCAGAUGAUUCCCGGAUUCAGUACAACGGGACGGUUCACGACUCUCAUCCCAUUGCUGAUAUUUGUGGCGCUUACUAUCGCAAAAGAAGGUUAUGACGAUUGGAAGAGGUACACCCUGGACAAGGCCGAAAAUGCGAGCAAGGUCACGAUUUUGGGAGCCGAGCACGGUGCGACAAGCCGACAGCAUGGAAAGCGGGUAUCUGUUGCAGAUUCUGAGGUGGCUUUGAGCCCAUCGUCGACCCGGACGAAACCAAGCACGCCAUGGAUGACAACGCAGUGGGGCGAACUCAAGGUUGGAGAUGUUGUAAGGCUCUCGGGAGAUGAGCAGGUCCCAGCAGAUAUCGUUCUCCUGCAUGCCGACGAGGGUGUCGCGUAUGUCGAUACCAGGGCUCUGGACGGCGAGACAAAUCUCAAGAGCAAGAUGGUCCCCGCGGCGCUGAAGAACUUGCAUCUUGUUUCGGUGCAGAACAUUUCUGGCUCGGACGUUUACUUCACUAUCGAGCAUCCGAACCAGGAUCUUUACAAUUUUGACGGGACUGCCACAGUCGAUGGCAACGAAACAUCGCCCCUGAAUGUGGACAACAUCAUCUAUCGAGGCUGCGAGAUCAAGAACACAAAAUUCAUCAUUGCAAUGGUGAUCAACACUGGCGAGGACACGAAAAUCCGCAUGAAUGCGAACCGCAACCCGGAAGCGAAGAGGCCUGCGCUCGAGAAGUUUGUCAACCUGAUCGUCAUCUUCUUGGCGCUCUAUAUGCUCGUCACCUCGGUCCUGCUUUACAUGGGCUUCAAGAUCUACUGGCAGGGCACAAACGUGCCCUGGUAUCUCAUGUUGUCAGUCGUGUCCGACCAAGAAGUCAUAAUCGGAUUCAUCAUCCAGUUCUCGAAUGUUGUUCCGAUGUCGCUCAUCAUGGCGAUUGAAGCAGUCAAGCUCAACCUGGCUGUACUUGUUGCUUCUGAUGCCGAGAUGCACCACGAUGAAUCCGACACGCCUGCAGGCUGCAACACGAACAUAAUCCUGGACGACCUCGGGCAGAUCGGCUAUGUCUUUUCGGACAAGACUGGCACGCUGACCGACAACAUCAUGAAGUUCCGCAGGAUAAGUGUGGCCGGAACAAGCUGGUGGCAUCAUGAUGCGGGAUUCACAGAGGCGAAGGUUCCGGCGCCAUCGGAGGACAGAGGUAGAACCACCAACGACUUGCUUGCUCAGAUCCGCCGUGACCCGAGAUCUACGCUCUCCCAAGCAGCCUACGAGUACAUACUUGCGUUGGCAGUAUGUCACACGUGCCUCCCCGAGAAAGACCCCGAGACGGGCGAGGUCGUUGAUUUCCAGGCAUCGUCCCCGGAUGAGUUGGCUCUGGUGAGAGCUGCACAGGAGCUCGGUAUCCUGGUGGUGGAGCGCACAACCCAGUCGCUCACGCUCGAAAUUUCUCACGGCCUCGGCCAAGGAGUGAGGCGUGAGACAUACGAGGUACUAGAUGUUAUCGAGUUCAGCAGUAAGAGGAAGAGAAUGUCUAUUGUGGUCCGCCGUCCGGAUGGUAGAAUUUGGGUCAUUUGCAAAGGCGCUGAUACCAUUGUGCUGCCGCGUCUGAGAAAGGCACAAAUGGACGCCAGGAGACAGUCUCUCAGGCAACACCAGAGGGGCUCAACGAAUCUUUCUUUUCCCAGGCGGUCGCUGGAGUCCCCGGCAAGUCCAGUCUCGGUACAUUCGUGGAACCCAGGAACCCCGGGAUUCUGGGAUGGGAAUCGAGAUACAAACCCCUAUGCCGGGAGGUCGAGUCCGUAUCCAGACCGGCACAUGAAGGAAGACGAGAUAUUGAACCGCUGUCUCGACCACAUCGAUGAGUACGCGAGAGAAGGUCUGCGUACGCUUGUUUUUGCGCAUCGGUAUCUCUCCAACGAAGAAUACAGAGCGUGGAAGAGAGACUACCACAGCGCACAGGUCAGCCUGACAGAUCGACAGCGGAAAUUGGAGGAGGUGGGGGAGAAGAUUGAGCAUUCGUUCGACCUCAUUGGGGCAUCGGGCGUUGAGGAUAAGCUGCAGAAAGGUGUGCCUGAGACAAUCGACCGCCUUCGGAGGGCACGCAUAAAGAUAUGGAUGUUGACAGGCGACAAACGAGAGACAGCAAUCAACAUUGCACAUUCUUCUCGCAUCUGCACGCCGGAAACGGCACUCUUCCAGCUGGACGUCGAAGACGGCGACCUGGAAUGGCAGAUCUCGGACAUCCUCAACUCUCCGGAUCGCCAAGCAGCCCCACACAGCGCCAUUGUUAUCGACGGCCAGACGCUCACCGCCCUGGAACAGCCCGAGGCGGCCCAAAUCCGGAAGGUCUUCUUCACGCAGCUGAUCCCCACCGUCGGCUCGGUGAUCUGCUGCCGGGCCUCACCGUCCCAGAAGGCACUCCUGGUGCGUGCAGUGCGCGACGAGCCCUCGCCACCGCCUGGCACGACGUCCCUAGGGCGGGCCUGGUGGUGGGUGCGGACCAGCUUCACGAGCCACAGGCGGCCGCUGACGCUCGCGAUCGGUGACGGCGCCAACGACCUGGCCAUGAUCACGGCGGCCAACGUGGGCGUGGGCAUCUCCGGCCGCGAGGGCCAGCAGGCAGCACGGGUGGCCGACAUCAGCAUCGCGCAGUUCCGCUUCCUGUCGAGGCUGCUCCUUGUCCACGGGCGCUGGAACUACCACCGCAUCACGCGCUUCGUGCUCGGCAGUUUCUGGAAGGAGACCAUGUUCUGGUUCCCGGCGGCGCUGUACCAGAUCGCGGCCGGCUUCACCGGCACGAGCCUGUACGAGUCAACGGCCCUGACGGUCUACGGCUUUGCGUUUUCCACCGCCUGCACCAUGACCAUCGGCGCCUGGGAGAAGGACCUCAAGGCCCGCACGCUGAUGGCCGUGCCUGAGCUGUACGCAUACGGCCAGCGGGCGCAGGGCCUGAACUGGGGGGUGUUCCUGUCGUGGAUUGCGAAUGCCGUCUUGGCCGGGGCGGCCAUCUCCUUCUUGGCGUGGCUGGGCUACGGGGGCGCGUACACGACCACCCCGGAUGACAACGGGCUUUAUGCAAUCGGCACAUUGGUCUUCAUUGCAUGCAUGGUGUGGACGAAUGUGAAGAUCCUGGUUCUGGAGAUGCAAUACAAGACCAUACUUGUGCUGCUGAUAUUCUGUGCCGAGAUAGCCCUGAUCUGGCUCUUCCACAUCGUAGUGGGAUACGUCUUCACCUCCCUGGUCAUCAGCCCCUAUUCGGUAGUCAACGGCUUCACCCGGGCAUUCGGUGGAGAUCCAGCAUGGUGGGCCACGCUCGCCCUCGUACUGGGCGGGCUCUUUACGGUGGAGCUCUCCGUGGCCGCGCUAAGGCAGCGCUUUGCCGGUUCCAUGAACCAGGCCUGGAGGACCGAGAAGGGCCGGGACGACAUGGGGGCAUGGGAUACGCGGCUGUGGAAGGAGAUCGAGCGGGAUCGAGGGUGUAAGGCUCGGCUGGAGGAGAUGGCACGAGAGUGA